AGCGAGCUUAGCAGUAGCAAUCACAGAGUGUGCCGUUUUAGAAACGUAACCUUCUUUUUCUUUUCUUCUUUUCUCUUUAUUUUUGUGUAUCACUAUCAUUAUAUACAACAAUAGUCAAUGUCGACAAUUCUAGACCACUCACGUCGAAUGUAUGACCCGGCAUCGCCCAUUACUGCGCCAACUACAAGUCCUGGGUCAUCUCAUCAAAAUGGCACUACCGGCACGAACUCAACAAGUGCCACCGCAAAUAGCACAAACAGCGGUACUGGCAGCACUACACCGAGCAGUACUUCCAGUAGCAAUAGUAACGGUGGUUGCAGCACGAUUAGCAGUGGGAGCAGUACGAGUAGCAGCCAUAACAAUAGCAACAGCAACAAUAACAACAGCCAUAGAGUAUGGAACGAUUCGUCCAUUGAAUGUAACAGUAGUACCGAGAAUCUUUCUACUUUUGAAGAAAACAACAAUAAGCGAUUAUUGUCGGCCAAGUUAAGCGGCAGGACUACUAGCACAACGACUACGGCCAGCACUACCACUUCUACUACAGCCAACAACACUAAGAACAACCUCGUCUGUCACCACUUUUCAUCUCAUGCUCGACCCUCUACUUCACCACAACAACAAUCGCCGGCUUCCCUGCCAAAUCACAUUUCCAAUAAAGAUCGAUUGAAUGCAAGUAGCAUUGCCAAGAGCAACGGAAGCAGCAGCAAAGCCAACAAGAGCAAAAAGGACAUUGUCCAUUUACCCGGGGAAUCGAGUUUGAAAUCGUUACGCAAAAGAAGGCUCAAGGAAGCAAAAUGCGACUAUGAAGCGAGAAUAGAACAGUAUUUCCAGCAGCUUACGGUAGGAUGUGGACGUGCAGAUUGUAUGAACCGGUUUUGCGCUACAGGCAAAGGUGGUAUACGCAAUUUACAUCGACAAGCAGCACUCGUUAUGUCCAUUCAACUUGCAUCGAAACCCGAAAGUCGUCUUUGUCAAUAUCAUACAUUUUACGAGACAGCACCAAAAGCUCAACAUGCGUGGGCUGCUGAGGAGGAAGAUGAGGAAGAGGAACAGCACCAACAACCAGCACGUGCAAAGCCAUUUUUGCUGUCCCUAUUUUCGUCAUCGUCUUUUCUGUCAUUAUUUGGAAUGCAAGUUGAUCACGAUCAAACCAAGAACAGCAACAACAGAUCCGGUUCAAGUAGUCCCAGUAGCAGCAGCAGCAGCAGUAAUAUAGUGGAGGAUGACAACGACAAGAACAACAGAUCAAACAAGAGUUCUCGGCGGCGGCGUCGAACGAAACGAGAGAAUGAUGAGCUUCCAAAUAAAUCAAAUCAAGUGCAUGAUGAACGAGACGGAUUCAUGGGAUCUUUGUGUAACACGAAUGUGGCGCCAAAACCGGAAAACAACAGCAACAACAAUAAGAAUAACAAUGGCGAUAACAGUUACUACUACCAACUCGAUUCAAUGAGCGAUACUUCGACAACGACCAACAGCAGCUCUUACGAAUCUGACACAUCCAGUGAAGAAGGCAUGUUACUUGCGAUUCGACCAAACAUCAUCACCGACGUGCAAACAGCCAUCGAUCAAGUCCAUCAGAUGGUGACAGAAGACCCGCAAAAACUUAGCUAUUGGUGUCGUGCAGUUUUCCAAAACUGGGAAGGCAUUGGCAAUAGUUUAUUAUCGAACGGAUCACAUUUACUACAACCAAUCGGCCUAUCAUUCCAAAAAACCGAACUUGACGAAUUGGCACUGUUUUAUAGAACGAUUCUUGGCGGCAGUGGUGUUAGUAGUAAUUAUGAUAUCCGGACAUCCGAGACCGUGACGGAAAGUCUGGAAACAUUGUUGGAUAGAAUGAACAUGAAUACGGAUGGUAUGACAUCAUUGACCACUGCUCAAGAUGCCAAGUCGUCAUCGUGUAUACGUACUAUGGUUGAAUGGUGUCGAGCACUGCUUGCCGUGAUGGAAUGGAUACGGAUCCAACAGCAUACGGAAGAACUGUCAUCAUCAGCAUCUUCGGACGAUUCCGCUACUGAAGGGCAGAGUGAAGAAGCAACAUUCACGCUAUCAUCAUCGUCAUCUUCAGCAAUUGUAGCAACAGCAACACCGUUCAUGGCAGCUGGCGAUAUGUGGUCUGGGAUCUUGUCACACAAGUUUAUCCAAGUCGUGAACAAGAUUGCAUGUAAUAGACAAUCCGUGAUCAGAGAGGUGCUGAAGCAGCAUCUCGCCAGGUACGUUUGUCGAAAGAAGAGAGAGAGAGAGAGGCUUUGUUUUCGGAUUUAUGUAGCAAGCACCAACAGAAAUCAUUAUACUUUUGCCUCACAUGAAAUAAUUCUUAGUUUGGAUGCAGUACGAAUGCGUUCGCUUGUAACACACUUGCACAAUUAUCUGAUCAAUCAUUUUCAUACCGGGCCGUACAAACACGGUGAACAAGACUCGGUUGUCAUGGCGACCAAGUUUUUAGAGCUUGCCUACGAAGCCAAUUCACUAUCAUCUACUGCAUCAGGCACAAUUAUCCCAACCAGUGAUUUCAAUUGCGAAGCCGUAUGUAAGAAGCUCAACAUCAAAAACGAGUAUCGGAUAUGGAGACGUGUGUUACAAUAUGGCGAGGGGCGUCAUUCGAUAUCCACCAUUGCAGCAUCACGACCGUCCUCUUCAGCGAGUCAGUUUUGUGGACUCAACGAACAACAACGACGCACGCGUCUGUUCCUUACAACAACCUCAACCUCCAUUUUGUUACCGUACCCUUUUGCCAACGAAUAUCAAUUCUCAUGGUUCAGUUACCCGUUCCUAUUGCCACCACCUGUCAAACGCAAGAUCUUGCAACUUGACGCCAUGUCGCAAAUGUCGGCCGAGUACGAAGACGCAUGUGUCAACCACACGCUUGUAGUUCAUGCGCGACGUCUUUUGUCCGAUGCACCGCGCAUGGUCCGGAAUCUCGAGACCAACUUGAAAAGUGCUACAUGCCCGUACCUGCUUUUGGAGAUCCGGCGCGAGCAUUUUGUGCAGGACACAUUCCAUCAAGUGUCACGGCAAUGGGUGAAUAUCAAAAAGCCGCUCAAGAUCAAGUUUGUUGGCGGUGGCGAAGAAGGCAUGGAUCAAGGCGGCGUACAAAAGGAGUUUUUCAACGUGUUGUUUGAAAAGCUCAUGGCUAAACCAUUGGGGCUGUUUGAUACUGAUCCGGACACACGACUGCAGUGGAUGCUUCCGGUGGUCAACAAUGAGGACUCGUUACGAACGUAUGAAAUGGUGGGCGUCAUGAUGGGCCUGGCCAUCUACAAUGGCGUCAUUAUGAAUCUCCAGUUCCCGCAAGUGCUUUGGAAGGUGCUUGUGCAACCCAGCGAGGCACGGAUCGAGGCACUCGCCAAUCGUCAUGAGUUGUUUACGUUCCAAGAUUUGUGUGAAGGAUGGCCAUCGUUAGCACACGGACUGCAACAGUUGUUGGAUUGGCCAGAGGACGUGCAGGACGUGUUUUGUCGCAAUUAUGAGAUAUCCUUGGACGUUUUUGGCCAAGGUAUCGCGACAUGGCCAUUGCAACCGGGUGGAACCGAUGUACCCGUGACCAAUGCGAAUCGGACUGACUUUGUAAGGGAUUACUGUACCCAUUUUCUUUACUAUGCCCAACGAGACCCGUUAUUGGCGAUCCGUCGGGGACUAUGGAGCGUCAUGGGCGGCUCAGCCAUGGAUCUUUGCACAGCCCAAGUGUUGGAAGUCGUGGCAUGUGGUCAGCGCCAAAGCGCGGAAAUAGAUUUGGACGAGCUGGAACGCGUGACAGAGUAUGAUGAUGGAUACAGUGCUGAGCACACAACGAUUCGACACUUUUGGUCCAUUGUUCAUCAAGAGAUGACAUCCGAGCAAAAACGCAAGCUGCUCUUCUUUGUCACAGCAAGCGACCGUGUUCCUGUAGGCGGAUUGAAGGAGCUGACGUUUGUCGUACAGCGCAACGGACCGGACAGUGACAGGCUGCCCACAGCACUCACGUGUUUCAGUCGCUUACUACUUCCGGAAUACGCUUCCCGGGAAAAAAUGAGUGAACGUUUAAUCACUGCCAUAGAAAAUGCCAAAGGAUUUGGACUUGUCUAAGCAAGCUUUUCCUUUCUCACAAUUUAUUACAUCGUUUACCCUGUAUAAUAGUUUCUUUAUUGCAUCACCUUGUUUCCUAUUGUUGUUC
Molecule: messenger RNA, 4150 nt
Organism: Zychaea mexicana
Lineage: Eukaryota; Fungi; Mucoromycota; Mucoromycetes; Mucorales; Lichtheimiaceae
Exons: 4
Coding region: 118-4062 (1314 amino acids)
Biological process (GO): protein polyubiquitination
Molecular function (GO): ubiquitin protein ligase activity
Source: RefSeq, a predicted model, not a curated record